Molecule: messenger RNA, 492 nt
Organism: Oncorhynchus kisutch (coho salmon)
Lineage: Eukaryota; Metazoa; Chordata; Actinopteri; Salmoniformes; Salmonidae
Product: ETS domain-containing transcription factor ERF-like
Exons: 5
Coding region: 1-492 (163 amino acids)
Biological process (GO): cell differentiation; regulation of transcription by RNA polymerase II
Cellular component (GO): nucleus
Molecular function (GO): DNA-binding transcription factor activity, RNA polymerase II-specific; sequence-specific DNA binding
Source: RefSeq, a predicted model, not a curated record
AUGUCAACCACAGGAGCAGUGUUAUUCCCUGAUUGGGCAUACAAGCCUGCAUGGUCACCUGGCUCCAGACAGGUGCAGCUGUGGCACUUCCUGUUGGAACUCCUUGGGCGGGGUGAGGGCGGGGCGAUCGGAUGGGGGGGAGAGUGGGGGGAGUUUGUCAUCAGAGACCCUGAGAGGCUGGCGAGGCUGUGGGGAGAAAGGAAAGGCAAACCCCACAUGAACUAUGACAAGCUGAGUAGAGCACUGAGGUACUACUACAAUAAGAGGAUUCUUCAUAAGACCAAAGGGAAGAGAUUCACCUACAAGUUUAACUUCAGUAAACUGAUCCUGGUUAACUACCCAGGGUACCCACCUUGCCACCAGGUCAUUAUAUCCCCCGUUUAUCUCAAGCUGGUACAGAGUGCCCCUCUUCCGUUCCCCCUCCCUGAGGGUGGGGUGACUGGGGCCCCACUGUGUGGAGGAGGGAGAGGGGCCAUGAUGGACAGAGAUUAG